CUGACUACGCGGGGACCCAGACCCAGGCGCCCAGAAAAGUGAAGUGGACCCAGCAGCCCUGCCCCGAGGGACGCUCCACGAGGCGGAGGAACAGGGAGGCCCGACCACAGUUCGCUGUAAUGUGAGCCAGGCUUCGGCGGAAGGGCUGCCAGGGACUGACCAAGAGGCCGGCUCCGGGGCUCGGGAGAGACCGCGAGAACCUCGCCUUCCUUAGGUUGAGGCCGGCGGGUGUCCUGAGGAAGUGUAAUUUGAGCAGAGCUCCCAGGUCACGUGGGGACGCCAGAAAGCCUUUGAUGAAAAAACUUGUUCAUGGUUUGAAGGACAGGCGUUCUUCUCGAACAGCGCUACCCAGUGAAGAAGACGGGGAGGGGCGGGGCCUGAGACCGAGGCCAGACGUCGACUCGGAAAUCUCCGGCCGAGGCUUGGCCAUCUCUCCAACUCCGGCUUCAGCCUCGAGCCCAGGACCCAUCCGGAAACAGCCGAGCGGAUCCGGAAACGGCCGAGAGGACCCGGAAGCGGUGAGCGCCGUCACCAGGGAGUGCGGGAACCCGCCGUUCGCGCGGAGGCGAUGGCGGCAGCUGCGCCGGCGGCCGCGGGCGAGGAUGACCGGCGGAGGCAGCCGGGAGCCGGUACGUGACGUGCUGGGUCCCCAGCCCCAGGAUGGGGCAGAAGUUGAAGCUGAGUCAGGGGAGCUCGGCCGGCUUCGGGCUGAGCUGGCAGGCGCCCUGGCAGAAAUGGAAACCAUGAAGGCCGUGGCCGAGGUGAGCGAGAGCACGAAGGCUGAGGCUGUGGCUGCAGUGCAGCGGCAAUGCCAAGAGGAGGUGGCCUCCCUGCAGGCCAUCCUGAAAGACUCCAUCAGCAGCUAUGAAGCCCAGAUCAGUUCUCUGAAGCAGGAGCGGCAGCAGCAACAGCAAGACUGUGAGGAGAAGGAGCGGGAGCUGGGGCGCCUGAAGCAGCUGUUGUCCCGGGCCCACCCCCUAGACUCCUUGGAGAAGCAGAUGGAAAAGGCCCACGAGGACUCGGAGAAGCUGCGGGAGAUCGUGCUGCCUAUGGAGCAAGAGAUUGAGGAGCUGAAGGCGAAACUGUUGAAGGCAGAGGAGCUGAUCCAGGAGAUCCAGAGACGUCCCCAGCAUCCCCCUUCCCUGCACGGCUCCACAGAGUUGCUCCUGUCCCGGGACCCAUCUCCUCCGCUGGAGCCUCUUGAGGAGCUGAGUGGAGAUGGCACAGCGGCCGAGGCCUUCGCCCACAACUGUGACGACAGUGCCUCCAUCUCCUCCUUCUCCCUGGGUGGUGGGGCUGGCAGCAGUGCCUCCCUGCCCCGUAGCCGCCAGGGCCUGAGCCCUGAGCAGGAAGAGACCGCCUCUCUGGUGUCCACGGGCACCCUGGUCCCUGAGGGCAUCUACCUGCCCCCUCCUGGUUACCAGCUUGUUCCAGACAACCAGUGGGAGCAGCUGCAGAUGGAGGGGCGGCAGCUUCAGAAGGACCUGGAAAGCAUCACCCGGGAGCGGGAUGAGCUGCAGGAGGGCCUGAGACGGAGCAACGAGGACUGCGCCAAGCAGAUGCAGGUGCUCCUGGCCCAGGUCCAGAACUCAGAGCAGCUGCUGCGGACCCUGCAGGGGACUGUGAGCCAGGCCCAGGAGCGGGUUCAGCUGCAGAUGGCAGAGCUGGCCACCUCCCACAAGUGCCUGAGCCACGAGGUAAAGCGGUUGACUGAGGAAAACCAAGGGCUUCGGGCUGAGCAGCCACCGUCUUCAGUCCCCCUGGAGCAGGAUGAGGGCCAGGAGGAGCCGCUGCCCAGCUCGCUGCCGGAGCUGCAGCAGCUGGUACGCCGCACGCGGCAGGAGGCGCGGGCCCAUCAGCAGGCCCGGGAGCACGAGGCUGAGCGCCUGCGGAUUGAGAUUGUGACGCUGCGGGAGGCGCUGGAGGAGGAGACAGCAGCGAGGGCCAGCCUGAAGGGGCAGCUGAGGGUGCAGCGUGAGGAGACAGAGGUGUUAGAGGCCUCCCUGUGCAGCCUGAGGAUGGAGAUGGAGCGGGUCCAGCAGGAGCAGAGCAAGUCCAGGCGGCAGGAAGUCCUAAGGCAGCCAUCAGGCUCAGGCCGCACAGAAGAGGCCCAGCUCACAGACCUCCUCUCGGAACAGAGGGCAAAAGUGCUGCGGCUGCAGGCUGAGUUGGAGACCAGUGAGCAGGUGCAGAGAGAUUUCGUACGACUGUCCCAGGCCCUGCAGGUGCGCCUGGAACGGAUCCGGCAGGCAGAGAGUUUGGAGCAAGUGCGUAGCAUCAUGGACGAGGCACCCCUCAGGGACAUCAGGGACAUCAAGGACACCUGAGGGGCUGGCACCCACCCACCCUGGAGGAGACUGCCCUUCUCCACUCCUGAACCAUGAGGCUGAGGCUCUGGGGGUCUCAGGAUGGAGACGUCUCUUUACCGUCUCCGAGCCUGAGAGGGUCCCUGUCCAUCACCUCCUCCUAGGGGUGGCUGGGCCUUCUGUGUCCAAGGAUGACACCUGGAUGAGGGUCCCAACGCCCUCUGGGAACCAAAGGGUUAGGCUCAGCCCUGCGGCUUUCUGGCUGCCAUGCUGCCUCCUGAGUCCCAGCCAGACUGACAGCCACACCUCCCCUCCCUGAGGUACAGCCAAGCUGUGAGUGGUGGCUGGGAGCCUUCGGCCGUGUCCCUCCAUAUAUGCUCCCUGGGACAGGCAGCUGCUUUCCAGACUGCGUGACACUAAGAUACUUGCUCCGAGGGGUCCCACGCAGGCCCAAGAUGGGCACGGAGACAAGGCCAGAGUUUUCUGUCAUUUAUUUUCAAUAAAUAAGCAGCUCAGCUCAA
Molecule: messenger RNA, 2827 nt
Organism: Vicugna pacos (alpaca)
Lineage: Eukaryota; Metazoa; Chordata; Mammalia; Artiodactyla; Camelidae
Source: RefSeq, a predicted model, not a curated record